AUGAUUGCAUACCACAAGAUAAAGCAACCAUUUUACAACCCUGGACAAGAUAACUACCGCUUUGGAAAAGAUUGCAAACCAGAGCUGCUCAUUAAUGGGGGGCAACCCUUUAGAGCUUAUAAGCGCUUUAUCCAAGAUUCAUGUAUCGGAAUUAGCAACCGAAGUUGGGGUGCUCGGUUAGAGCUUCGCAUGUCUACUGCAAGUGCAUUAAUAAAUAUUGAUGCAGUGCAUCAUCGUGUCUGGGAAUGCCGUCAAUAUUUACACUGGGAAACAUCUAAUGACAUUGCUUCCUACUGGAGCAUGUAUAUGGAUGCUAUUGAGUAUGCAAUCAAUAGUCUUCAGAUUCAACGUGAUCUAAAAUAUUUGGCAUCAGAAACGGCCCAGGAACACGAUUUAUUAUGA
Messenger RNA from Zychaea mexicana, 402 nucleotides. RefSeq lists its product as uncharacterized. NCBI's taxonomy places the organism in Eukaryota, Fungi, Mucoromycota, Mucoromycetes, Mucorales, Lichtheimiaceae. The record is from RefSeq and is a predicted model, not a curated record. The transcript is spliced from 4 exons. Bases 1 to 402 code for a protein of 133 amino acids.